AUGUUGAAUCAUCAUCAUCAUCACGAUGAAGCACGAAAAUCAACAGCAAACAUGGAUACCUCAACCAAUCAGCACGAGGACGACAGUGAUCCUUCUCAUCAACAGCAUAACCGAAAAUUAUAUAUAACCACCUCAUCAUCAUCAUCAUCAUCAUCGGGUUCUUCCAAAAAGAAGAAGAAGAAGAAGAAGGCUCUUUCUGUGGUUGCUGCAGCAGCUCCUACCAGUAAUCAAGGAGGCUCUUCCUCUGCAGUAAUUAUACAUCAUCACCAAGACGAUGACGAUGAAGAGGAACAAGGUUAUACUUCACUUCAGGACGCUGUCGGAAGGCCUCAUCAUCCAUUCAAUUCUCAACAACAUAAUAAUAACGACACGAUGAAUCAUCACACAUUCAAUUCCCAACAUCAUCACCGUAAAAGCAAUUCUCAAGAACGAAAUAAUGUGUCAAAACCUUCUUCCCGUAAUAAUAAUAUUCUCAUGGAUGAAUAUCACAACAUCAAUGAAUCCAGCUUAACCGUGGCGGUAGUCGGAGAGGUUGAUAAAUCUCAUUCAUAUCCUCAUGACAUCUCGCCACCUCUUCCUGUUACUCUUCAAUCUUCAUACUUUACCAAUGCAGAUAAUAAUAACGCCUCUACAAACUCAACAAUAACACAAACCUCCACAUCUCGACGAUUGUCCACAAUUGGUUCAAAUACUAAUGACAUUCCAACAGCUGGACCUCCCACCUCUCCAACUAUGUUACGAGUUUAUGAACAGGAAGAUGAAAAAUUUAAUUAUCAUGCAAUUAAUGCCAUGAGGCAGCUCUACGUGGAAGGAGCAAAAGAAAAAAAAAGCUUUUUCAAAAGUGGAGUUGAAGAUGAGGAACUUUCUGGUGGAUUAUUAAUUACAGCAAGUAGGUCUAAUCAAGAAUGUCACACACAUUCCACUUGGAUUGAUCCCUCUGAAUAUGUACAUAAUUUUCACAAAUUGUCCAAAGAUGAAAUUGGAAUUAUUGUUUCGUUCAUGCCCAUGCAUGACAAUUUAAACUUUGGCUUAACGUGCAAAGAAUAUUAUUACAUGUCAAUACAAGACAGAUUUUGGAAAUGUUACAUCAUGAAACUCUCAGCGCGAGAGCGAAAGGAAAUGCAAACUGUCUUUUAUCAAUUGGAUAUUGACAAUAGUGAAUAUAAUUACAAUUUCAGCGACGCAGACAACAUUUAUACACCACUAAAUUCUUUCAAGAAGAAGAGCUCCAAACAAAACUCCAAGUCGACUGCACCAGGACGUGGCUUUUUUAGCAUUUUCUGGAGAAGUAACAAUACCAGUAAUAACAAUACUGUUGUUCGAGACGAUGAUAGUCUCAAUGAGGCGGGUGAUUCCCUAACGAUAGAGGAUGAUUUGGUUUUCAGUGAGGAAGAUUUACAUUCCAUUCAAAUCGGAUCCAUCAAUGACAAUGUAACCAAGAUGAUUCACAGUCGUCGAUCGUCGAGCUCAUCAAACAAAUCCAAUGCCAGUGGAUUUUUUUCGAAAAAGAGUGUCGAAAGCUAUGGAUCUGUCUCACAAAAACGAUUACCUCUCAAACAUCAAUACAUACUCUACAAACAACACUCCAAAACGGUGAGAAAAAAAGAGAGAGGAAAACGAGCGGAGGAUCGAAUUGAUGAUCUUCUCAGUAAGCGGUGCCAACCGUGUCUGUAUUUUCAACUCUGUAUGCUCUCAUUUGUGACAUUGGUUUUUAUCACUCUGAGCUUGGUUUUUGGAGGGCUGUAUUUUGAUGGCUCUAUUGCAAAGGAACAAGCAGAUGCCCUAAUUGGUGUGAGCCCUGUGGGAUUUUCAUUCCUCUGGCUACCCAUAUUUUUUGUGUUUAUAUUAUCCACGUAUUUAUUUCUUGGAUGGAUUCCAUAUUUUUCCAAUUGCUGCUUAGCCCUUUAUCGAAAACACCAAAUUAAGGCAAGCGAUGAAAGAAAGAGUUUAUUGCGCCCUAACGAAGAUACUGAUUCUGAUGCUGAAACGAGUAUUGCCCUAGUUAUUUUACGACGACUAUUCUUCUCACCAGAAAUGCAAAACAACGUAAACGAGUCCAAUUACCAGUUACUGCUGUGUUUACCUUCUCAAUUUAUGUGGUUUUCAGUAUUGAUAUUUUGUGUUGCUUUACAUUUGGUGGCAUUUGAUGGACAAGCUACAUGGCGAUUUUUCUUUAUACCUGUAUAUAUAUUUAUAUUUAUUGCUGCUAUGGAUUUUACUUAUCGAUUACUACAAGUGUGGAAAUUGAAAGCUCCCAAUAAGCGUACUUGGGGGAAAUUAUUAACCAUUAUUUAUCUCGCCAUUAAUGUGAAUAUGAUUUACUUGUCAGGAACCUCCUCACUGUUUUUAUCGAGCUUGAAAAUGGAUCAUCUACCUUUCAUGAAAAUGGUGGAAUGGAGUGUGGUCUUGUCACCCUCUUUUCUCUGCCUUUUACUGUUGCAUACCAACAUUUCUCUCAUUCCCUUCUAUACGACCAAGAUAUUUUACAAUGGUUUUCAGUCGCAGACAAGAACUAUUUUAGCCAUUCUUUCGCCUUUCCCUCUGACUGUGAUUGUAUUGAGUCCGUUCACUUGUUCUCUUAUUUUGCUUGCAUUGAGAUUGGAUUUAAUUGUUACCUUUAGAUAUGUCUUGGUGUUGGCUCCUCUCUAUUGUGGAUUGUCCAUUUACAUGAUCAUUAUUGGAAUUUAUAGCAUUGUGAAAAUGUUUAAAUCUUUUUGUUGUAAAUAA
Molecule: messenger RNA, 2727 nt
Organism: Naegleria fowleri
Lineage: Eukaryota; Heterolobosea; Eutetramitea; Acrasida; Naegleriidae
Exons: 1
Coding region: 1-2727 (908 amino acids)
Molecular function (GO): protein binding
Source: RefSeq, a predicted model, not a curated record